AUGACAACUUUUCAAAAGCUUAAUGAUCUUAUUUUUCAUAUACUCUUGAUAUCUUUGCUUACACUGAAAACCACUGCAUCACCAAGAACAGAAGCAGAAACCCUUGUCAAAUGGAAAAACACUCUAUCUCCUCCUCUUUCUCCCUCUCUAAACUCAUGGUCCCUAACCAACCUUGGCAACCUUUGCAAGUGGGAUGCCAUUGUUUGUGACAACACUAACACUACUGUCUCAGAGAUAAACUUCUCUGGUGCCAAUCUCAAUGGGACACUCACAAGUUUGGAUUUUGCUUCCCUCCCCAGCCUCACACGCCUCAACCUCAAUGGCAACAGUUUUGGUGGGUCAAUACCACCAUCUAUUGGCAACCUUUCCAAGCUCAUUUUCUUGGACUUUGGUAACAACCUUUUUGAAGACUCACUGCCUUAUGAGUUAGGCCAGCUAAGGGAACUUCAAUAUCUUAAUUUUUACAACAACAGCCUCAAAGGUAUUAUUCCGUAUCAGCUCAUGAAUCUCCCUAAGUUAUGGUACCUUGACCUUGGAUCAAACUACUUUACAACUCCUCAUGACUGGUCCCAAUAUUCAUGCAUGCCUUCCUUAACUCACCUUGCUUUGCAUAUCAAUAGUUUUACUGCUGAAUUCCCAAGUUUCAUACUGAAGUGUAAGAACAUGACAUACCUUGACCUCUCUCAGAAUAACUGGGGUGGCACAAUACCAGAAUCCAUGUAUAGCAACUUAGUCAAGCUUGAAUACCUUAACCUCACCAACUGUUGGCUAGAAGGAAAACUUUCAUCCAACUUGUCUAUGCUCUCUAAUCUCAAAGAACUUCGUAUGGGUAAUAACAUGUUUUAUGGUUCUAUUCCUACAGAGAUAGGAUUGAUAUCUAGGCUUCAAAUUCUUGAGUUGAAUAACAUUUCAGCCCAUGGGAAAAUUCCUUCUUCCUUAGGCCAACUUAAGGAGCUUCAGAGUCUUGAUCUUAGAAAUAAUUUUUUGAACUCUACAAUUCCUUCUGAGCUUGGCCUAUGCACAAAUCUUACCUUCCUGAGUUUAGCAGUGAAUAAUCUGACUGGUCCUUUGCCUUUGUCAUUAUCUAAUCUGACCAAAAUAUCACAACUAGGAUUAUCUGAAAAUUUACUUUCUGGUCAAAUAUCACCUUCAUUGAUCUCUUAUUGGGCUGAGUUGAUCUCUUUGCAAGUCCAAAACAAUAAAUUUAAAGGAAAGGUUCCUCCACAGAUUGGCCUAUUGAAAAAAAUUAAUCGCAUCUAUAUGUACAAGAACAUGUUCUCUGGUCCCAUUCCUGUAGAGAUUGGAAACCUGAAAGAAAUGAUAGAGUUAGACCUUUCAGGAAACUACUUUUCCGGUCCAAUUCCAUCAACAAUUUGGAAUCUGACAAACAUUACAGUCAUAAAUCUUUUCUUCAACAAUCUCUCUGGAACCAUUCCAGUUGAUAUUGGAAACUUAACCUCACUGCAAACCUUUGAUGUCAACACCAAUAGCUUGCAUGGAGAGUUGCCAGAAACCAUUUCUCAACUAACUGCUUUAAUUCACUUUUCUGUGUUCACCAAUAACUUCUCUGGCAGCAUUCCAAGCGAAUUUGGAAAGAAUAAUCCUUCUUUGACUACUGUAUAUCUUUCAAACAACAGCUUCUCAGGAGAACUGCCUCGUGACUUGUGCAGUCAUGGCAAGUUAGCAGCUUUGGCAGUCAAUAACAACAGCUUUUCAGGGCCACUGCCAAAGUCGUUGAGAAAUUGUUCAUCACUCAGUAGAGUUAGGCUUGAUGAUAACCAAUUAACUGGAAACAUCACAGAAGCAUUUGGGGUUCUUACAAAACUUGUGUUUAUCUCACUAAGCAGAAAUCAGCUUGUUGGAGAGCUCUCUCCAGAAUGGGGUGAAUGUGUCAACUUAACUGCGAUGGAAAUGAGUGGAAACAAACUUUCCGGAAAAAUUCCAUCUCAGUUGAGCAAUUUGAGUAGAUUGGAAUACCUAAGCCUGCAUUCAAAUGCAUUCACUGGCAAUAUCCCUCCUGAAAUUGGAAAUCUAAGCCUGCUCUACAAGUUGAACUUGAGCAGUAACCAUUUUUCAGGAGAAAUCCCAGAGAGUAUUGGCAGAUUGGGUAGGCUAAAUCUACUUGAUUUAUCAGAUAACAACUUCAGUGGAAACAUUCCUAAGGAGCUCGGUGACUGUAACCGCUUACUGAGCCUGAAUUUAAGCCACAACAGUCUAUCUGGGGAGAUACCAUAUGAACUUGGCAAUCUGUUCUCACUUCAAAUCUUGUUAGACCUCAGCAGCAACUCUCUUUCUGGGGAAAUUCCUGAAAACCUUGACAAGUUAGUCUCAUUGGAGAUUCUGAAUGUCUCACACAACCAUCUAUCAGGGAUAAUCCCACAAUCCUUUUCAACCAUGCUCAGCCUUCAAUCUAUUGAUUUUUCUUACAACAACUUGAGUGGUUUAAUCCCCACAGGUGGUGUUUUCCAGAUAGCAACUAGUGAUGCCUAUGUUGGGAACUCAGGUUUGUGUGGUGAGGUAAAAGGAUUAACUUGCCCCAAACACAAAUCCAGGGUCAACAAAAAGGUUCUUCUUGGUGUUAUUAUACCAGUUUGUGGGUUAUUUAUUGGGAUGAUUUGUGCUGGAAUCCUACUGUUCCGAAGGCAAGCCAAACAACACCUUGAUAAGGAGUCCAAAAACAUUGAAAAAAGUGAUCAGUCUAUUAGCUUGGUAUGGGGAAGAGAUGGACAAUUCACAUUUUCUGAUCUUGUUAAGGUCACUGAUGACUUCAAUGAGAAGUACUGCAUUGGAAAAGGAGGAUUUGGAAGUGUUUAUAAAGCACAAUUACUUACUGGUCAAGUUGUUGCUGUUAAAAGGCUCAAUAUAUCAGACUCUGAUGACAUUCCAGCAGUGAACCGGCAAAGCUUUUUGAAUGAGAUAAAAUCACUUACAAGAGUGAGGCACCGCAAUAUAAUAAAGCUAUAUGGGUUCUGUUCUAGUAGGAAACAAAUGUUCUUGGUUUAUGAAUAUGUAGAUAGAGGAAGUUUGGGGAAAGUACUGUAUGGAGAGGAUGGGAACUUGGUGCUGAACUGGGCUACAAGGGUGAAAAUUGUGCAAGGAAUUGCACAUGCAAUUUCAUAUCUUCACACUGACUGUUCUCCACCCAUUGUGCACCGUGAUGUUACAUUGAACAACAUACUCCUAGACACAGACUUUGAGCCUCGUCUUGCAGAUUUUGGCACUGCCAAGCUUCUAAGCUCUAACACUUCAACCUGGACCUCAGUUGCUGGAUCCUAUGGCUACAUGGCUCCAGAGCUAGCACAAACUAUGAGGGUCACUGACAAGUGUGAUGUUUAUAGUUUUGGAGUGGUAGUGUUGGAGAUAAUGAUGGGAAAACACCCUGGAGAACUCUUGGGUAACCUUUCUUCGAACAAAUCUUUGUUAUCAAUGGAGGAUCCACAGGUGUUUCUGAAGGAUGUUCUUGACCAACGGCUUCCACCUCCAACAGGCUAUUUAGCUGAGGCAGUGGUGUUCACAGUGACUGUAGCUUUGGCAUGCACACGUGCAGCUCCAGAGUCCAGACCCGUGAUGCGUGCUGUGGCACAAGAACUAUCAGCUACUACACAGGCUUGUCUUUCCGAGCCAUUUGGCAUGAUAACCAUAAGCAAGCUUACAGGGUUCCAGAAAUAGAGCCAUGACAAGAAGGGCUAUAGGAUGUGUCAUAACGAGCACAGAAAUAUAUUUUGUUUACAUUUUCCGCACACAAAUAAUGUACACACAGACACACACAAUAAUGUGCCAUAACUAUAGUAGAAUUACGUUUUGAAGCUUAAAUUUAAAAGUACAAUAGAGUAUAAGCUUGUUGAUUGAAGCAUCUAUACCUAUGUUUGAAUUAGUCAUGCAAGGUUACACUAGUCUUUCAGGAAGCAAACUUGCUUGUGUAUACAUAUUUUAGCCUUAUAAAUUGUUAUGGAUCGUUGGAUCUGUUUUAUGGAUACAGUAAAGGGUCAUUUACAU
Abrus precatorius (Indian licorice) is the source of this 3996-nucleotide messenger RNA. RefSeq names its product MDIS1-interacting receptor like kinase 2-like. Gene Ontology annotation, biological process: protein phosphorylation. NCBI's taxonomy places the organism in Eukaryota, Viridiplantae, Streptophyta, Magnoliopsida, Fabales, Fabaceae. The transcript has 2 exons. The record is from RefSeq and is a predicted model, not a curated record. Bases 1 to 3669 code for a protein of 1222 amino acids. Gene Ontology annotation, molecular function: ATP binding; protein binding; protein kinase activity.